This is a messenger RNA of Humulus lupulus (European hop), 1131 nucleotides long. Its product is annotated as serine/threonine-protein kinase BSK5-like. The coding region runs from base 1 to 1131 and encodes 376 amino acids. Lineage: Eukaryota; Viridiplantae; Streptophyta; Magnoliopsida; Rosales; Cannabaceae. Gene Ontology annotation, molecular function: protein kinase activity; ATP binding. The record is from RefSeq and is a predicted model, not a curated record. Gene Ontology annotation, biological process: brassinosteroid mediated signaling pathway; protein phosphorylation. The transcript has 11 exons.
AUGAUUCAUCCCUCUGCCCUCCAAUUUGCAGCCCUUGGGUUCCUGCUCUCCGUGGGUGAGGAGUCUGUGUUCACAGCUAGGUCAGUUGGGAGUCUCAGAAGUGAGCGAUUAGCCAAUCUGAUUGGGUGUUGCUGCGAAGGAGAUGAGAGGUUGCUGGUGGCCGAUUUUAUGCCCCGUGAAACUCUCGCUAAGCAUCUUUUUCACUGGGAUGCUCAACUAGUGAAAUGGGCCAUGAGAUUGAGGGUGGCUUUGCAUCUGACACAAGCUCUGGAGUACUGUAGCAGCAAAGGGCGUGCAUUUUAUCACGAUCUCAAUGCCUACAGGGUUUUAUUUGAUCAGGAUGGCAAUCCCAGACUAUCCUGCUUUGGCCUCAUGAAGAAUAGCAGGGACGGCAAGAGUUACGGUACAAACUUAGCAUUCACUCCUCCAGAGUACCUGAGAACUGGUAGAGUGACACCAGAAAGUGUGGUUUACAGCUUUGGAAUGUUGUUGCUGGAUCUUCUGAGUGGAAAACAUAUACCCCUAGCACUUGAUCUAAUUUGUGGCAAGAAUUUUCUGAUGCUUAUGGAUUCUGCUCUAGAGGGUAAUUUUUCAAAUGAUGAUGGAACUGAACUUGUGCGUUUAGUUUCCCGCUGUUUGCAGUAUGAAGCACGUGAGAGACCAAAUGCAAAGUCCCUUGUCACUUCUUUCAUGUCUCUUCAGAAAGAAACAGAGCUUCUAAUUGAUGUGAUUUUCGACUUCUGGUUUUUGGCACUUUUCGUAGUUGCAGAUUCAUUGGCUGGUUCCCUCUUGUGCUUUCUCAAUGGUUGCAUUUAUAUUGUUGAUGCAUAUAAAUUUUACUGGAGUAGCUGUGUUAAAGGGAUUCACGCUGGACAAAUGGUUAUGCGGCUAGUUGAAGCAAUUGAUGUUUAUCUUGCUAGGACGGUCAUGUUGAUCUUUGGCAUGGGCUUAUACAGAUUGUUUAUCAGUAAUGUGCCUCCUGAUGUAGGUUCUGGGAUUAUAACAAUCUUGCCAAUAUGUCAGAAGAGAAAAAAGCAAGUGAAAGGCAAUCUUAAUGCCAAAGUUGGAAAGAUAGCUGGUUGUGUUGAUGUUAAUGCCCAAAAACGUAUCACUACUCUGGGGGAGGCAUAA